GUUUAACAUGUCAUCUAUUUUGAAUAAAUUUAAGAAGCAGACAACUAAUGAUACUCCUAAUGGAAUUAAAUUUGAAAAUACAUCUUUUGGUCAAUAAGCAGGAACUUAUUAACCACCAAUAAUCCCUGCUGUUUAAUUAACCUAAUCUAAUUAACCAAGAUAAAAAGGUAGACCAGGUGGAGGUAAGAAUAAAUAAAUUACAAUAAGGUUGGGAUGAUGAACCAUAGACUUAACCAGAACAAACUAGUAUUUCAACUAAUAAAGCAACCAACUCAAUUAAUUUAUUGAACAAUACUCCACCAAAAUAAAAUAAUGACUAAAAAAGUAAUCAUGAAGUUCUUCUGCCUCCUUAACCUGUUAUAGGGAGUGUUUAAUUGAGUAGAAUUACAGAUUACAGAAAAGGCUAGCUGUUAACUUAUGAAGAAUUAGAAUUAGGAGGAUUGUAAAAAAAGUUUUAAUACUUAGUGAUUAUGAAUUUCAUCUUGUAGACGAAGUCAUUAAAUUAGGUGGAAUAAAGUUAAAGCAAAGUGAUAACGUUCUUAAAGAUUUCUCAAGAUCCAUAGCAACUAUUUAAGAUUAACUUAUAGGAAGCAUACUUUUAAAUAAAUUGCAUAGCGAGGAUAACUGGAAAGUGUAGAUUGUAAGAUUUUCAUUAAAUUAUUAGAGAUGUAUAUAUGCUAUUCAAUAUAUAUGUCAAUAGUUUUAAAAUUAUAGAGAAUUCUUUUAAAUCAAUUAAUAAUAUUUGAAGGUAGACACUGAUUAAUAAUUACUCUCAGGAGCUAUUGAUUAGACAUUAGCAGAAGUUAAUGGUUAAAAAGUUACAAAGCAAAAAGUAAUUAAUAAUUAUUAAAUAAAUAGGAAUUUGAAUUUGAAUUUAGAGAACCACCUAAAAUAUAAUAACCUCUCUAAAGCUAACAGCCAAAUUUAAUAGAUAUUUUAGAUGUUACAUCUAAUGAUCCAUAAUAAUAAAAGUAACAGCAAUAAAAACUUAAUUUAAAAUAACUAAAAAUUAAAUAACCAACUGCUUAAAUAUAAUAAUAACCUAUAGUAUAAUAAUAACCUCUAGUAUAAUAAUAACAAGUACAAUAGAAAAAUACAUAAUAAAUUAAUUUAUUAGAAGCAUUUAGUGAUAUAUCUUUAGAAAAUUAUAAUUAAUAAUAAUUCUAACAAACAUAAUAAUAAUCAUAUUAAUAUUAGUAAUAACCUUAAAUCUAGUAAUAAUAAUAGAAUCAAUUUCAAUACUAAUAAUAAUAAUAAUAAUAAUAAUAAUAAUAAUAAUAAUAAUAAUAGAUUUAAAAUGGAAUAAGUUUUGAUGAUUUACUAAAUUCAUAGACAACAAAUCAAUAGUAAACUUAACCAAAAAAAAAUGCCUUUGGAUUCUUAAAAAAAGAUUAAUAAUAAACAACAAUCUAAAAUAAUUAAUAAACUCAACAACCAAUUAAUUUACUUAAUUCUCCACCAUAAAUUUAUCAAUAACCUUAAAUCAAUAAUUAAGUUCCACAAUAGUAAGCGUAAUUUAUUUAUAAUCAAUCUCAAAGCAAUUAAAAUUAAUAGAUGUAUUUACAACCCCAAACACAAUUUAACAAUCAAUAAUAAUCCUAAAAUAAUAAAAAGGAUCUAAUCGAUUUUCUAAAUAUGUGA
Messenger RNA from Paramecium primaurelia, 1641 nucleotides. The record is from the annotation of a GenBank genome assembly. Lineage: Eukaryota; Ciliophora; Oligohymenophorea; Peniculida; Parameciidae.